Molecule: messenger RNA, 2030 nt
Organism: Xiphias gladius (swordfish)
Lineage: Eukaryota; Metazoa; Chordata; Actinopteri; Istiophoriformes; Xiphiidae
Gene: asb16
Product: ankyrin repeat and SOCS box containing 16
Exons: 7
Coding region: 296-1690 (464 amino acids)
Biological process (GO): negative regulation of delayed rectifier potassium channel activity; neuronal action potential; intracellular signal transduction
Cellular component (GO): synapse; membrane; axon initial segment
Molecular function (GO): transmembrane transporter binding
Source: RefSeq, a predicted model, not a curated record
GGAUGACACAGCAGCCGCCACGGCGGCCGGUCCCGGCGGCGAGCGGACAGCCCAGUCUGUCCCGAGCAGGUCCUGGGGAAACACACGCGCGGCGUGAGAGACGCGGGACAGAGGGAGGGUCGUUAUGUUUAGAGGCUGCGAGCAGCCCGCACGGGGCCGUUAAGCGACAGCUGAAAUCAGGUGUGUUUGAGUCUGCUGGGAAUCACCUCGUCCUCAAAGUCCUCGCCAAUGCUGAACAGGCCACCUAAAUUAUAGGUCUGUAACACAGUGUCUCUUGUCCUGACACUAAGGUGUCAUGUCAAAGGACACGUUCCCGUUCACGUCCACCUCACUGCGCUCUCUGAGACUGGAGCGGGAGUUCCAGGAGUGGGAGGAUGCUCGGCGGGCGCUGGCUCAGAGGAGAGCCCUGACCAGGGCCCCGCUGCCCCGAGCCCCCAGGCCUCCUCCCAGGCAGCAGCGGCUCCAGGAGGUCCGGGCCCCUCCGCCCCAGGCCCGGUGCAGAGACACGGCCAUCCACAACACCUUCCUGUGUGGAGACAUGAAGGGAUUGUAUGCGGUGCUGAAGGACCCAGCGAUGGUCAACGCUCUGAUGGAGACGGUGCACGAGGAGAUGGUGUGGGCUCCGGACAUGGGCAUGUGGACGCUGAGCUCCAGGGUGAAACAAACCUCAGCCUUGCGUCUGGCCGCCAGCAGAGGACACACAGGAUGUGUGGAGGAGCUGCUCUUUCGUGGAGCCGAGGUGAACGCCGACCCGGGAGGCAACACUGCCCUCCACGAUGCCUGCGCGGGCGGCCACGCCGCCUGCGUCGGGCUGCUGCUCUCUCAAGGAGCAGAUCCUGAACUGCUGGCUGCAGACGGCAGCGCUCCUCUCCACCUCUGCACCUCCGCCCAGUCAUUCCAGUGUGCUGAGUUGCUGUUAGAGGGAGGGGCGGAGGUCAAUGUGAGGAUGAGGGAGUCCAGGCUCACACCUCUGCACAUGGCGGCUCGCCGGGGCCUGGAGAAGCACGUGGAGCUCUUCCUGAGCCACGGGGCAGAUGUGUUGGCCACAAAUCAAGAGGGGGAGACCCCGCUGAACGCUGCGUGCUCCGGAGCCGAGAGGCCGUCUGAGUCCGGCCGCUACCUCCGUGCGGUUCAAAUGCUGCUGGAUGCAGGAGCCGACCCCAGAACCGCGGGCCGGAAGCAGCACACCCCCCUGCACAACGCCUGCGCAAACUGCUGCUCCAGGAUCGCGGACGUCCUCUUGCAGCAUGGAGCAAAGGCUGACGUCGCAAACUGCGCGGGAUACACACCGAUGGACUGUUUGUUGCAGGUGGUGGAGGAUUAUCCGGAGCAGCAACCUGAAGCAAUAGCACAGUCCCUCUUGAACCACGGAGCCAAACCUGUUUCACCAAAGAUGCUGAAGCAGUGCGUCCUCUCUCCUGCCACUCUGGAGGUGAUGCUGAACUCGUAUACAUCUGUCCCUCCCUGUGAAUGGAUGGACUCCCUGCCCGCUGAGGUGUACGAGGAGCACCGGCCUUUCUUCGACGUGGUGCGUGGGCGGAGCGGUCAGCCUCGCUCGCUGCAGCAUCUCUGCCGGUGUGCCUUGCGCCUGCAUCUCGGAGCCCGGUGUUACUCAGCAGUCGGUGAGCUGGACAUUCCCAGCUCUGUGAGGGAUUAUCUGCUGCUGCGUAACGACGGGACGCUCCACUGACUUCGUGUUGUACACGUGAUCUAACUUUGUCUGAACUGCACUGAUAAAAACCUGUUCCUGCUAUUUUAUUUUUUAUCUAACACUUGUUUUUGCUAACUUUAAAGUAUUUUUUAUGUAACUCUGUUGUGUGGAAAAUGUAUAAUUUGAAAAAAUUAUAAAAAAAAUAUUUUUGUGUGGACGUUCUGGAAGAAAAAUACAAAUGAACCAAACUUCACCACCCGGAGGAUUAUUAUUCAUUUACAUUUACCUUCACUUAUGCAGGAUGGGUUGUUUGGAACUGUUGUUUUAACAUUAUUUUUGGCACUAAGGUGCUUUCAUAAAAACGAUAUUAAACAAAAAA